AUGGGCAAAAAGGGGGAUCGCGGACUGCAGGGUCUGCCAGGUCCCAUAGGACCUAGAGGUCCGCCGGGAGAGAAAGGCGCACCGGGACAAUCUAUCUCGGCUCCCUCCCUGUUACAACAGCCUGUUGAAACGACAGUCAAUGAAAGUCAGACAGCCAUCUUGAAAUGUACAGCGGUUGGCAAUCCACCACCAAAGGUCACAUGGUCUAAAGUGAAUUCGUCACUUCCUGUCGGUCGUCACGUGGUAGAGUCCAGUGGCGCUCUGAUUCUUCAGGAUGUUAGACCUGAAGACGAAGGCCAGUACACCUGCAACGCCGAAAAUUUGCUAGGAAACAUCAACGCAACAGCGUAG
Molecule: messenger RNA, 351 nt
Organism: Porites evermanni
Lineage: Eukaryota; Metazoa; Cnidaria; Anthozoa; Scleractinia; Poritidae
Source: the annotation of a GenBank genome assembly